Engraulis encrasicolus (European anchovy) is the source of this 2567-nucleotide messenger RNA. It is a transcript of the gene tmem100a, whose product is annotated as transmembrane protein 100a. Lineage: Eukaryota; Metazoa; Chordata; Actinopteri; Clupeiformes; Engraulidae. The transcript is spliced from 2 exons. Gene Ontology annotation, biological process: cellular response to BMP stimulus. Gene Ontology annotation, cellular component: plasma membrane. Bases 556 to 978 code for a protein of 140 amino acids. The record is from RefSeq and is a predicted model, not a curated record.
AAUACAUUUGAUCAAUAGCCUAAUCCUGAAGCUUGACUGCAACAUGUCAACUAAUUUAAUUAUUUAAUUCUAGAAUGCUAGCUAGUCAAGUGUCAUGAAAGCUUUUCUUGAAAAACUCAACCAAUGCCUGUCUGUCCACCUCCGCAGUUCAGGCUGUCCCAUCUCAAGUGUGCAUGUGAGUGAAAUGUGGCAGUGGAGCACCCACUGUCGCGCAUGAGGAAACGCUCUGUGGAUAUCCAAUGAAUGGGAGUCAAAUUCCAUCUCCGCUCGCCUUCAGCGCAGCUUCAGAAGAACUGUGUGGUGAGACUGCAUGCAAGACGUAGACGGACUGUUCUCCGCGCAGACUCUCAUAUGCUACAGUGCCACAAAACACUUUCCAAGAACAUUCUUUGCGAGACGUUGACAAGAACAGAUAUGAGCUUUUCCUCCGUCAACACAGAAGGAUUCGUGAUGGAAACUAUGCAAGAGGUCUGGACACACUGAAGGCGCAAAGCUGAGGACAUCACCUCAUAGCAGUAGAAGACACCCCUCCAGCUGCCUCUGCUCUGCACUGAAAUGCCAGAGGAAUUCACCAAAGACAACAUGGGAGUACCUGCAGCUGGUGACCGCAUUCUAACAGAGAAGUCUAACAAUAAUGAGACAGCUCCAGCGCCUGCCACCACCACAGUCUCUAUCCCCCUGGUCAACGAGGUCCAGUUGACAGCAGCCACCGGCGGCGCAGAGCUCUCCUGCUACCGGUGCACGGUGCCGUUCGGAGUGGUGGUUCUGAUCGCAGGCAUAGUGGUGACAGUGGUGGCGUACAGCUUUAACUCGCACGGCUCCACCAUCUCCUACUUUGGACUGGUGCUGCUGUCGUUCGGCUUGGUACUCUUGGGCUCCAGUGCCGUUUGCUGGAAGGUGAGGAUGGAAAGGAAGAAGGAGAGGCGAAGGGAGAGCCAGACGGCUCUAGUGACCAACCACCGAAGCCUCUUUGCAUGAGAUCACACAAGUGACCCUAUUGGGAGUAUGUGCCAAAACACACAAAGAAAAAAAGCUAUUUACGAGAAAUCGAGAAAGACUGAACAGGAAUCAACCAGUGAUUCAGGGGAUGGUGGGUACGUGUGGAGUGGAGGGUUGACAUUGCGGUUGUGUUCCUCUGUCCAGAUGUUUCAACAUCACUGACUGGGUCUGGUGUCAGCGUGGACGGCCCUGCUGGCUCGCUGACCCAUUUGGCUUCCACCAAGGCCUCAGGCGAAGCCUCUCGCAAGCUGACAAACCCUGCCUGGCUUUGAAGAUGCUGAUGGCUGUUGCUUUCCUACCCCCACCCCUCCCUCUCCUCUCCUCUCCUCUCCUCUCCUCUCCUCUUCCCUCUCCUCUCAUCUCCUCUCCCCUCCUCUCCUCUCUCCUACCUCCCCCAUUCACUUUGUGUUAGAAAAGACCGACCACAUCUGGGCAGGCUGGGAAGGCAGCCAAAGUGCAUGUAUCAGAAUUAAGACGAAUAACCGCACUACACUCCCUGUGGAGGGAAGUGGCCCAUUUAUCCUCCAUUGCAGCCUGAGGUUUAAGGAUUAUACUGUAACAUGUAUGUGAGGAUUGAGUCAGAUUCUGAGGAGGAAAAGACCCGAGAGAACAAUGGAUCAUUUUUCAUUGAUCAUGUUACCUUUUACAGUACAGACACACCUCAUUUUGGAAGUCUAACUUUAGGUUGACACCUUCUCAGUGGCAGGGGGUGUAUUGUGCGGGUAUGGAAACAUGGUACUUAUUAUUAUAAACAAAUGAGAUACUCUUGACAUAGUGACAUGUGUUGUUAUGUUAAAACAGAAGUAGAUGUCUAAUGGUAACAUUUCGAGUACAUACCUAAUAGCCCAUGGCUUUGUAAUGCCAGACACGUGGCACUGGUGCAGUGCUAUCCGAAAGAGCAUGUAUACUCGUUGUAGUGGGAUUAGGGUAUUAUUAAGUUACUCCGCUGUAACUGUAUCAACAAUUCUCUUCCUAUGCACUUUUGGUUCUAUUUUGUUAACUUCAUUCGCAUAUUCUUUGAAAUAUGAUACUAGGUUCUGAAUCAACACAAGCCUUUUGUCGAUAGUUAUGACUCAUAUUGAGAGGGGGUUAUUCAAGUCUUGAUCACUUUAUUCCAAAUAACAGUUAUUAAUGCUAUUAGUUAUUUUAUGUUAUAAUUGUACUGUAACAACUGUUCUUAUUUCAGUCUUGUCUUAAUUCAGUAAUUAAAACCAAAGUGCAAUAUUAAUACAACUUGUUAUUAUUUUGUCAACACAAGUUAUACAAUCUACUGAUAAGUAGGUUUUUUGAUGUAUUCAUCAAGGUUUGAUAGCAUUUUACGGGCUCUGAAAUACAGGGUGCACAUUGCAUUUUUGUUUUGUACAACUGACCAAGUGAAAGACGUGAAUAUUGAAAGCAUGAUGUAGCAGUUAAUGACUUGCCCAUUCAUUCACUUUCUCCUACCUAAUAACAUUGAUACUUCACGUUUUAUUGUUCACUUUAAAAUCCAUGAUGUUCUUAUGACAGAGGAACCAGAGGUGGUCAAAGUAAAAGAAGUAAAAAACAAAAGCCACCAUAGUUUCCUUCCA